Molecule: messenger RNA, 3423 nt
Organism: Sebastes umbrosus (honeycomb rockfish)
Lineage: Eukaryota; Metazoa; Chordata; Actinopteri; Perciformes; Sebastidae
Gene: slc43a2b
Product: solute carrier family 43 member 2b
Exons: 15
Coding region: 169-1968 (599 amino acids)
Biological process (GO): neutral amino acid transport; transmembrane transport
Molecular function (GO): neutral L-amino acid transmembrane transporter activity; L-amino acid transmembrane transporter activity
Source: RefSeq, a predicted model, not a curated record
UUCAUCAGGUUGUUUGAAGCUGGAUGGUGCCACUCACAGCCUGGAGAGAUAAGUGAUCACUGAUCCUUCAUCCUAAGCGUCAGUCUCUCUUUCUUUCUCUCUCUAGUCUCUACAUUUCUCUCCUCUGGUUCUUCACCCCUCUCUGCCUUUAAUCUACAUCCCUCCACCAUGCCUCCCUCCCUGGCCACAGCGUUCGCCAGGCGCUGGUGGAUGGCAGUGACUUCCAUCGUUGAGAACCUGCUCUUCUCCGCCGUGCUGUUGGGAUGGGGCUCGCUCCUCAUCAUGCUCAAGUCAGAAGGCUUCUACUCUUACCUUUGCAGCGAGGAGGGCAACAGCUCCAGCUACAAUCUGUCCCAACCCCUGACAACGCCGGUGCCCGACGACUACGCCGACUACUAUGAAAGUGACGGUGGCGUGGUCGGUCUGGGAGACGGCGUGGAGAUGAGGCCCCUGCUCCCUGUGGAUGGGCCCCUGAAGAUGAACGGGUGGCUGAUUUGCAAAGAGCAGGAUGAGAUACUGAACCUGGCGUUCACGGUGGGCUCCUUCCUUCUCUCGGCCAUCACCCUGCCGCUGGGGAUCGUCAUGGAUAAAUAUGGGCCUCGCAAGCUACGACUGCUGGGCAGCGCGUGUUUUGGAUUGUCCUGUCUACUCAUUGCUUAUGGAGCCUACAAUCCAAAUGAACUCUCCGUCCUUAUCUUCAUUGCCCUGACUUUCAACGGCUUCGGGGGCAUGUGCUUGACCUUCACCUCUCUCACACUCCCUAACAUGUUUGGUGACCUCCGUUCCACCUUCAUCGCCCUGAUGAUUGGCUCCUAUGCCUCCUCCGCUGUCACCUUCCCUGGUGUCAAGGUGAUCUAUGACCUUGGCAUACCUUUCAUCACUAUCCUGGUGGUGUGGGCCUCCUGCGCCGGACUGGUCUUCUUGAACUGCUUCUUCAACUGGCCAAUGGAGUCGUUCCCUGGACCAGACGACAUGGACUACACUGUGAAGAUCAAGUUCAACUGGCUGGGCUUCGACCAUAAAAUCACAGGGAAGCAGUUCUACCGCCAAGUGACCACGGUGGGCCGUCGUCUCAGCGUGGGCAACAGCCUCAAGGAGAAGGAGCUGGCCACUAAGGACGGACACAAGCUCUGCCUCUCCACCAUGGACCUGGAGAUGGAGUGCAAGCCAAAAGAAGAGUCCCAGUCGUUCUUGAAAACCAUCACCACCACGAUCUUCCUGCUCAGUCUGGUGACCAUGUCGGUCACUCAGCUCCGUCUCUUGUUCUACAUGGGGGCCAUGAACAGCGUCUUGGAGUCGCUCACUGAUGGAGACCUCAACACAGUGGAGAGAAUGGAAGUCGUGAGUCUGUACUCCUCCAUCUUCGGCAUAAUGCAGCUGCUUUGCCUGAUGACCACUCCAGUGAUUGGUCAGAUCAUGGACUGGAGGCUGAAGGACUGUGAUGACGGAGAGGAGGAAAAGGAGCCCUACAGCAAGGGGGAGAUAAAGAAAAAGCGUAGAGACAAAAAGACCCAGAAGGUGACCAAUGCCUUGCGAGCGUUCCUCCUCACAAACGUCCUUUUAGUGGGAUUUGGGAUCACGAGUCUGGUGCCCAACCUCCCCCUGCAGAUUGUGUCAUUCAUCUUACACACUGUGGUGAGAGGAUUCAUUCACUCUGCUACUGGCGGCCUCUAUGCUGCUGUGUAUCCCUCCUCCCAGUUUGGCAGUCUAACAGGCAUGCAGUCUCUGGUCAGCGCUGUGUUUGCUCUGCUGCAGCAACCUCUGUUCCUGGCCAUGAUGGGACCCCUUGAGGGAGACCCAUUCUGGGUCAAUAUUGGACUCCUCGCUCUCAGCAUGCUGGGCUUCUUGCUGCCUAUCUACCUGGUCUGGUACAGACGGACGCUCCACAGACAGCAGCAGCAGAGGGAGGAAAACGCCAAGAUCUUCAUCAAAAUCAACGGCUCCGACAUCCCCGAGGCCUACGUUUAAAAAAAUUUAAAAAAGUACAUGGAUGACAGAGGACGUAGAGAGAUUUUUUACUGGGAAACAUUUGCAGUCCAGUAAUAUGUGAAAAGGGACAACUUAACUAUUUAGAAUAUUACAUUUAAACCUGCUGUGUAAUUGUUAAAGGUCUCCAGACUACCACAUCCCUUUUCCAAAAUCCCACCAAGCUGAACUGAUGCCGCGGUUGUCACAGAAACGAGUCAGUUGGACAGUCGUUGAGGAGGAAAGUGAAACGUGGAGGGAAAAAGAAAAAACAAGAGGAAAGACUGUGAAAGGAAAGAGGCAUGAGCCCUCUGUAUGUCCCCCAAAUCCUCUGACUUCUCUUUUAUUCCGUCCUCUCUGAGCGGCACAUCAGUGCAGCUCCGUUCCACAUAAGACUGCUUUAAUAUUCCCAAUAUAAGCAGAAAAGGAGUUUGAAUAUCCCCCUGUGACACUGCCAAGACUGCGAAAUGUCACCCUCACACAAAACCUCACUGUUAUCAGUGAACGAUUCCACUAUUAUGAGUCUUUUUUUGUUGUAAUGUGUUGACUUUAAAUCAUCCUUAUUAUAAAUCUUAUAACAUGGUGCUACCUGGUCAUCAGCUGGAUGUUUUGAUGGAUGGUGUAAGGUAAGUGUGGACUAAAUGGCAUUAAUGGGCGACAGGGAGGAGAGAAGAGCCGUAUUGCUGAUGUUUCUCGUAGAAUAGAGAGUCAAUAUGAUUAAUUAUGGGGCUGGGUUGUUUUCUUUUUUACCAGGCUAACAUCUUAUUAUAGUAAAGCCUAGAAUAUACUGUAAUAUCUGAUGAAUGUCAGUGUUUUUUGGUGCUGUAUUUUGUAUGAGGGACGUCAAACAAACUGUUUGGCUAAAAGCAAAAUGUUCAUGUACGUUUAGAGUAUUUAUUUUAGUUUCUGCAUUCUAUAGUUUUCUUUUUAUAUAUUAAGUGUACAGGGGAUGCCUUUUGAAUAUACUUUCAACUAAAAGGGGACAUUUUUUUUCAUUGGGCAGCAACUUUUUACACAUUUCAGUGAUCUCCCCUUUGCCUUACAUGGUAUACAUCAUUAAGCAUAUCCAUAAAACCGUCAUUCAGUAUUUCAUCCAGUCUGUCUAUCUACUGUUCAGCACUUUAUACUCUAGGUAACCCCUUUAAAUUCCACACACAUCAGCUCAUUUCAGCACUUCUCUCCUGAGAAAUAGUCCCACUUUCAUUCUGAGCUCCACCUCUCUUCAUAACAUGUAUUUAUUUCAUUGUACACUCACUUUUCCAUGAUACAGUUCAUCAUGUAUUUAUGUAAAUUGUGCUGUGCUGGCAACAACUCAUAUGUCUCAUUGUGUACUGUGCUGUUCACACAGAGAUCUUUCUUCUACCGUUGAAGAUAAUGUAGAGAUGUUUUGUUGUGCAGGCGUUCCUGUUUGAAUAUGGAAGGAUUUGUGGGAGUUAAUAAAGAUAAGUCGAUAUCUGA